CAGGACGGAGGCGGAGGCCGAAGGGGACUGUCCGCUGGUCGCUGCGGAGAGGCGUGCGAAGGCCAAGUCGAGCUCCGAGGACCUUGCUGCCCCGGCCGGGCCGCCAGCCACAGCCUUCUCUCUAGCGGCAGAAGCUGCGCGGCGACCCCCCAUCCUUCCACCGCCCCUGCCCACCCCACCUCCCGCAGCCUUCCUCCUCUCAGCUUCACGCCCGGCCCGGCCCGGCCGCGGCCCUUCUCGGUGCCGGCAGCCAUGGCAGAGGCGUCCGGCGCGAGGGAAAUCUAGCCCGGGGAUUUCAUGCGGCCUAGCUCGGUUCCGUGUCCUCCCCCCGCGGCCCCGGCGGCUGCCCGCACCUCAGCCCCACUCCGGGCCUCCGUGUCUCUCCUGUGAUCGUACUGACACGGCCGGGGGGUUAGAAUGGAACAAACUGAAGGCCCGAUGAGAGAAAGGGAAAGUUAAGGAUGCUGGAGCAGAACAAUGGAUUUCUCUUUCUCUUUCAUGCAAGGGAUCAUGGGAAACACAAUUCAGCAACCACCUCAACUCAUUGACUCCGCCAACAUCCGUCAGGAGGAUGCCUUUGAUAACAACAGUGACAUUGUUGAAGAUGGUGGCCAGACACCAUAUGAAGCUACCUUGCAGCAAGGCUUUCAGUAUCCACCUACAACAGAGGAUCUUCCUCCACUCACAAAUGGCUACCCCCCAUCAAUCAGCAUGUAUGAAACUCAAACCAAAUACCAGUCAUAUAAUCAGUAUCCCAAUGGGUCAGCCAAUGGCUUUGGUGCAGUUAGAAACUUUAGCCCCACUGACUAUUACCAUUCAGAAAUUCCAAACACAAGACCACAUGAAAUUCUGGAAAAACCUUCUCCUCCACAGCCACCACCUCCUCCUUCGGUACCACAAACUGUGAUUCCAAAGAAGACUGGCUCACCUGAAAUUAAACUAAAAAUAACCAAAACUAUCCAGAAUGGCAGGGAAUUGUUUGAGUCUUCCCUUUGUGGAGACCUUUUAAAUGAAGUACAGGCAAGUGAGCACACAAAAUCAAAGCAUGAAAGCAGAAAAGAAAAGAGGAAAAAAAGCAACAAGCAUGACUCAUCCAGAUCUGAAGAGCGCAAGUCACACAAAAUCCCCAAAUUAGAACCAGAGGAACAAAAUAGACCAAAUGAGAGGGUUGACACUGUGUCCGAAAAACCAAGAGAAGAGCCAGUACUAAAAGAGGACCCCCCAGUUCAGCCAAUAUUAUCUUCUGUUCCAACAACAGAAGCGUCAGCUGGUGUUAAGUUCCAGGUUGGCGAUCUUGUUUGGUCUAAGGUGGGAACCUAUCCUUGGUGGCCUUGCAUGGUUUCAAGUGAUCCCCAGCUCGAGGUUCAUACCAAAAUUAACACAAGAGGUGCCCGGGAAUAUCACGUCCAGUUUUUUAGCAACCAGCCGGAGAGGGCAUGGGUUCAUGAAAAGCGAGUACGAGAGUACAAAGGUCAUAAACAGUAUGAAGAAUUAUUGGCUGAAGCAACCAAACAAGCCAGCAAUCACUCUGAGAAACAAAAGAUUCGAAAACCCCGACCUCAGAGAGAACGUGCUCAGUGGGACAUUGGUAUUGCCCAUGCAGAGAAGGCACUAAAAAUGACUCGAGAGGAAAGAAUAGAACAGUAUACUUUUAUCUAUAUUGAUAAACAGCCUGAGGAGGCUUUGUCCCAAGCAAAGAAGAAUGUUGCCUCCAAAGCUGAAGUUAAGAAAACCCGAAGACCAAGGUCAGUGCUGAAUACUCAGCCGGAACAGACCAAUGCGGGUGAAGUGGCCUCCUCACUCUCAAGUACUGAAAUUCGGAGACAGAGCCAGAGGCGGCACACUAGCGUGGAAGAGGAAGAACCACCUCCUGUUAAAAUAGCCUGGAAAACGGCCGCCGCGAGGAAAUCUUUACCAGCUUCCAUUACAAUGCACAAAGGGAGCCUGGAUUUGCAGAAGUGUAACAUGUCUCCAGUUGUGAAGAUUGAACAAGUGUUUGCUCUUCAGAAUGCUACAGGAGAUGGGAAGUUUAUUGAUCAGUUUGUUUAUUCGACAAAGGGAAUUGGUAACAAAACGGAAAUAAGUGUCAGGGGACAGGAAAGACUUAUAAUUUCUACACCAAACCAGAGAAAUGAAAAGGCGACUCAGAAUAUAUCAUCUCCUGAAGCAACAUCUGGUCCUACAGGCUCAGUAGAGAAGAAGCAACAGAGAAGAUCGAUUAGAACUCGUUCUGAAUCAGAGAAAUCUACCGAGGUUGUGCCAAAGAAGAAGAUCAAAAAGGAGCAGGUUGAAACGGUUCCUCAGGCUACAGUGAAGACUGGAUUACAGAAAGGUGCCAGCGAGAUUUCAGAUUCCUGUAAACCUCUAAAGAAAAGGAGUCGCGCCUCAACUGAUGUAGAAAUGACUAGCUCAGCGUACAGAGACACCUCUGACUCCGAUUCCAGAGGACUGAGUGACCUGCAGGUAGGCUUUGGAAAGCAAGUAGAUAGCCCUUCCGCUACUGCAGAUGCAGAGGUUUCUGAUGUGCAGUCCGUGGAUUCAAGUUUGUCAAGAAGAGGCGUUGGAGUCAGUAGGAAGGACACUGUGUGUCAGAUCUGUGAAAGCUCUGGUGACUCUCUGAUCCCCUGUGAGGGAGAGUGCUGCAAACACUUUCACCUGGAGUGCCUGGGAUUGGCAUCACUCCCUGAUGGAAAGUUCAUCUGUGUGGAAUGUAAAACCGGACAGCACCCUUGUUUUUCAUGUAAAGUGUCUGGUACAGAUGUGAAGCGUUGUUCUGUUGGCGCUUGUGGGAAAUUUUAUCAUGAAGCCUGUGUCCGCAAAUUCCCCACUGCCAUCUUUGAAUCAAAAGGAUUCCGCUGUCCUCAGCACUGUUGCUCUGCCUGUUCCAUGGAGAAAGAUAUCUACAAAGCAAGUAAAGGUCGCAUGAUGCGAUGUUUGAGAUGUCCAGUAGCCUAUCACUCUGGAGAUGCUUGCAUUGCUGCCGGCAGCAUAUUUGUAUCCUCCUACAUGCUCAUCUGUAGUAAUCAUUCCAAACGGAGCAGCAGUUCUUCCUCUGCCAUAAAUGUAGGCUUUUGUUUCGUUUGUGCGAGAGGGCUGAUAGUUCAGGAUCAUUCAGACCCCAUGUUCAGUUCAUAUGCCUAUAAGUCCCACUACCUACUGAAUGAAUCAAAUCGUGCAGAGUUGAUGAAAUUACCUAUGAUUCCUUCUUCGUCAGCUUCCAAAAAGAAAUGUGAGAAAGGUGGAAGAUUGCUCUGCUGUGAAUCGUGUCCAGCUUCCUUCCACCCGGAAUGCCUGAGCAUAGAAAUGCCAGAAGGCUGCUGGAACUGUAAUGACUGUAAAGCUGGCAAGAAGCUCCAUUACAAGCAGAUUGUUUGGGUCAAACUGGGAAAUUACAGAUGGUGGCCAGCAGAGAUCUGCAAUCCCAGGUCUGUGCCACUGAACAUCCAGGGCCUUAAGCAUGACUUGGGGGACUUCCCUGUGUUCUUCUUUGGUUCUCAUGACUACUAUUGGGUACACCAGGGCAGAGUGUUCCCUUAUGUUGAAGGAGAUAAAAGCUUUGCUGAGGGACAGACUAGUAUUAACAAGACCUUCAAGAAAGCACUGGAAGAAGCUGCAAAACGUUUCCAGGAAUUGAAAGCACAAAGAGAAAGCAGAGAAGCGCUAGAGACUGAAAAAAACUCAAGAAAACCUCCUCCUUACAAACACAUCAAAGCUAACAAAGUGAUAGGAAAGGUACAGAUCCACGUUGCAGACCUGUCCGAGAUUCCCCGCUGCAACUGCAAGCCAGCCGAUGAGAACCCGUGCGGCCUGGAGUCGGAGUGCCUGAACCGCAUGCUGCAGUACGAGUGCCACCCGCAGGUGUGCCCGGCCGGUGAGCGCUGCCAGAACCAGUGCUUCACCAAGAGGCUCUACCCUGAUGCCGAGGUCAUCAAAACAGAGCGAAGGGGCUGGGGCCUCAGGACCAAGAGGAGCAUUAAGAAGGGUGAAUUUGUAAAUGAAUACGUUGGCGAAUUAAUUGAUGAAGAAGAAUGCAGAUUGCGAAUCAAGAGAGCCCACGAGAACAGUGUAACUAAUUUUUAUAUGUUAACUGUUACCAAGGACCGUAUAAUUGAUGCUGGCCCCAAAGGAAAUUAUUCUCGCUUUAUGAACCACAGUUGUAAUCCAAACUGUGAAACACAAAAGUGGACAGUGAAUGGAGAUGUUCGAGUGGGGCUUUUCGCCCUUUGUGAUAUUCCUGCAGGGAUGGAGUUAACAUUUAAUUAUAACCUGGAUUGUCUGGGCAACGGCAGAACAGAAUGCCACUGUGGGGCAGAAAACUGCAGCGGCUUCCUGGGAGUGCGGCCCAAGUCGACAUGUGCGUCAACAGCCGAAGAAAAAGCCAAAAAUGCUAAGUUAAAGCAGAAGAGGCGAAAAAUCAAAGCAGAACCAAAGCAGAUGCAUGAAGACUACUGUUUUCAAUGUGGAGAUGGUGGAGAGCUGGUCAUGUGUGACAAAAAAGACUGUCCCAAAGCAUACCACCUCUUAUGCCUUAACCUGACUCAGCCACCAUAUGGAAAGUGGGAAUGCCCGUGGCAUCAGUGCGAGGAGUGCAGCCGUGCUGCCGUCUCCUUCUGCGAGUUCUGCCCACACUCAUUUUGUAAAGAUCAUGAAGAGGGCGCUCUGGUCCCCUCUGCUCUGGAAGGCCGGCUCUGCUGCUCCGAGCAUGACCCCGAGUCUCCUGUGUCCGCAGAAUACUGGAGCAAGAUCAAAUGCAAAUUGGAGUCACAAGAUCAUGGAGAAGAACUGAAAGAAUAAAUGGGUGGUGAUUUUCUUUUUCUUUUUAUUGAGAUGAAAAAAAAAAAGGAAAAGAAACAAGUGACUCCGUGGCACGUCGGCAGGAGAAAGCCGCUGUCGUGCGCACAGCCCCUUCCCCGGGCGCCGCCUUGUGGCCGUGCGCGCUGGGGCCGGAAACACGCGGGCAGAAGCAGGUGGCCUGGGGCUGUUUUUCUGUUUUGUGGGUUGGGGAUUCUUUCGUGGCCGGCCAAAUUCCCUUGGUCUUCUCUUGCCUUCUAUUAUGCUUCAUGCCUUUGCAGCGGGGGAAAAAGAGAUGUCUUCACUCUGAAAACAGCGAAGAGAAAAAGAAAUUUUGUUAAUGAGAUAAAUUUUAAGUCUAGGAUGUGUUCCUUGGGUGUAAAAAGCAAAAAAGUAGCCCUCAUUCCUUUAUUUAUUUUCAUUUUUUAAAACUCUGGAGAAGUGUAGUUCAGGUAGUCUAUUCAGUGUGCGUGUGCGUGUGUGUUUGAAGUAGCAUUUGGAGCAGGCCCUCUAGAAAAGGCUCUGAUGGCCUUUAUAUACCUCUCCGCUGAGCAGUAGGCAGGCUCACUUCUCUUUCCUCCCAGAUGUCUUUUCUUGGCUCAGAGAAGGGCGCUGUGCGAGUCCUGAAUCUGGCCUCUUGAAAACAAAAUGCCUCAGUGGAUUUUACCCUCAGUGGUUUGCACCUAGGCCAGCUUUGUGAUGGGAUACCUUUACCUAGAAAGGUAGAUAAUGUGGUUUUUGGUUCUGGGGGAAGACAGAAACAGGUGCCCUCACUGAGUUUGAAAUGUUUUCCACUGUGGACAUUUUUGAUGAAGUGUGUUUAUGUGGAGGUGAAUGCAGCAUUGGAGUGGUCGUGCCUGUUGCUCCAACAUGUGCACAGAGGCAGCUGAAGGGAGAUGGAAGGCCCAGACCCAGAGUUGGGUCAUUCUGUGCAGUGUAACAGAGCUGCUAGUCUGACCUGGAGAGUAUUAUGGGCACUUCCUUUCCUGUCUCUGCUUCCCUCCCCGAAUCAAACAUUCCCUGUCUGCUGGCCACCUGCUGGCCACCUGCUGGCCGUGUUUCCUGGUGAAAACAACACAAGCGAGUCACAGUUGUAUCUGAGUAGGUCUUUUUGGUUUAGUUCCUCAUUUGGGGGGUGGAAGGGGUAGGGACAUCUCCCGGUUAUAUGUAAACAGUUCCUAUUUAGUAUUAUCUACUAAUUAAAAUUGCCCCACUGAGGAAAGGGAAGCGCUUCUACAGGGUGUGUAAGAGCCACACAAACACACUUUGUCUUAGGAAGCACUUAGGGAAGCUCCCAAGAAAGCAGUGUUAGCAAAAAUGGUUGGCUGUGACGCUUGGAUCUCCUAGAUGCCAAUGUACCAAGAUGUCUAACCACAAAGUUCACUUGCAUUUAAUGCUUUGGAAUAUGUAUAUUCCAGUAGUCCUUGUAUGAACUAAUUAGUAAUGUCAGACGUUGUCACACUGUACUAAGUAGAAUUCUAGGGCUAGCUUGAAUGAACGUUAACCUUCUCUGUGAAUUUUGACUGCUUACUGCUGGUACCUGGUGGCAUUUAUUUUCCCUCAAGAAGUACCUAGGAACCUUAGGAAGGGAGGGAGGGGAGAUGCUCAGCCAUGUUCCUUCAGUUAUGUGUGUUCCUUUUUUCUUAUCAAUUUAGAGUUCUUCUCUGGAAAAAAGAAAAAAAAAAGCUGUUUUGUGCCUCUCUCUCUCUCUCUUUUUUAAAUGUAAAUGUGCAAUUGAACUGGAUUUUCUCUUGUUAAAAAAAACAUAAAACAAAAAAAAAUAUAUCACACUACAAUUCCUUUACUUAAGCUCCUAAACUGCCAUUUGCCUGAUUCCAGCAAUUAAUUCUGAGGUAACUUAUAGAGCCUCCAGGAAUUCUCUUGAUUAGAUAUGGUCCCAGGAGAAAGAGCAAAAUGGAAAAUGCUGUGCAUGUUACCAGAUCAAAUCGCUACCAGUAACGUGCAGCACAGCGCACCAAAACACUAAACUUUGCUCUUGAGCAACUAUAUAGUUUGAUAUCCUUUUAAAAAAUAAUUUAAGAAAAUCUAGGUUUUAUCAUACUAAAACUUUAUUUUAUAUAUAUAUAUGUGUGUGUAUAUAUAUAUAUAUGAGAUAAAUGUUUGCUUUUUUUAAACUUACUAAUAUGAAGGAUUUCUUUUAACAUUCAAAAUAUAACUCUUGUUGAAACCGUGUCCCACAUGAACUCUUCUCUUCUUGCUUUGUUUUGGACUUAGUGCUAUUUAAUAUCUGAUGACUUUUAUAUGGUAAGCCAGGGUCCAUCCAUAUACUUACAAAUACCUUAGGUUUCAGUAUUUUCAUGCAGCUUCCUCAUCAUGUCACAUUUUGUCAUAAUGGCUCUGCUGAGAUUUUUAAAUCUUUUUUUUGGGGGGGUGGUGGGAGGGUACCUAACAGGAUCAUUCUGCCAUUUCAGAAAUUAGGGUAAAAAACAAAAUAGCUACUAACUACAGCUCUGGAGGCUUCAUCCAGGAGUGCUCUUUAGUGGUCCAGAAAGAGGCUUUCGUCCCGCCAGUGGCCCAGAGCUCUCCUCACACCUCCGUGGCGUCACGACCGACUUGUUGUACGUAUCUUCACGUUGCAGGCUGUGGAAGCGGAAAGCUGGGGGAGAAAGCUGUGCUUCCCGUGCGCAGCGUGUGCACGCACCGUGCUUGCCUGCGCCUCACCAACCCGGUGGGCCAGAGGGCGCGUUGCUCUCUUGCGGUCUGUAGUUGGUUUUGUUAACUUUCAAAUCCGUGGUCAGAGCAGAAAUGGUUGGGUUUUAUUCUUGUCCAAAAAUGAGAUAAAGCAUCAUGGGAUAAUGGUGGUUUUUGUUUGUUUGCUUUUUAGCCUCAUAUUACUUCUUUGGAAAAAGUGAAUGUAAAGUUUUUGAUAAUCAGCAUAAAGCUUCAGAAAUCUGUUGGGUUACAACUGUAGAGGAAGUGGGCCCUCCCGGCAUGCACAGUGCAGACAGGGGCUGGCCCGUGGCCAGUAGCAGGGUCAGGAGGGUUGUGGUCACCUGCCCCUCAUUCCUGGAAGGCCAGCACGGCUGGAGGAAGUGAUUCUCUUCUUUAAUAUCUAAUCAGGGUUAGAGUCAAGAGGGAGGUGGGUUUUAUUUUCAUUUUUAUCUUAACAAAUUCCCACUCUACCUUAAUUCUCAGAAAUGAUCUGGCCUGAGCUAUAGAAUAGGCCGACUUUUAGAAUCACUGAAACUUGGAGCUCUCUGUGUGUUCAAGUCAGGAACAAAUGUAAAAACUAAUAAUAAUAAUAAUGGGGGGGGGCUCUGGGCUCCCUUCUGCUAUUUCCACAUAAUACUUGGAAACAUGCUUGUAAAUAAUGUUUUGAAAUUCUGAGAUAACCAUGUAAAAGACUCUCCGAGCAGGCAGGCUGUUGGACAAGUUUCUCUCCUGGCUCAUGAAGUAGUUUCCUUUUGGCCUUGCUGCGCAGUCUGUGUUCUAAUCAGGGUCAGAGCCAGCCUGGACGGCAGAGGGCAGCCCUACAGAACGUCAUCACUGGACCCCCCAGGUUCAUGGCUGGUCCUUCAUUUCAUUGUUAAGUACAAAGUUUCCUUUAGCAUUCACCUUGAAAUCAGGGAGCUGCCAUAUGCCAUGUCCCGAGAGGAUAAGGAUACAGGUUGUGGUAGAGCCCUUCGGGCUUGGGAAGCUCACCUAGGAGGAGGUGCGAUGCCGCUGGCAAGUGGCUUUAUUGCCAGGUGGAGCAGAUUUGACUUCCGGAGUUGGCCAGGUUGCUGCACACACAAAGUGAUCAUUUGGAACGAUUUCCGUUGGCCUAGACCACUUGCAGUUGGUCCCUGGUUGUCUGUACACCGAGAGGAGAGCUCGCCUCCAUUUUCAGCUAAGCUAGGGAGAGAUCUGAUUAGACGGCUUUGCCAUGUAUUAAUGAAUAUUGAAAAGUUGGAAAUGUGUACAUACUGAAAUCUACCAACUUUUCCCCAGGGCGGGGUACAGGAAGAAAAGGGGGUUAGAACAGGGUGAGGGAGGGGGAAUGACAAUGUUUACCACAGGUACGAAGUAGUCACUUUAACAUUGAGACCUCUGCCUCAUUGAAUUCAGGUUUUUUAAGUACUUGAAACUCUUCAGAUUCCCCUUAUUUUACAGUUAUUUUUAAAUUUAUGAAGUAGAAAGCAUUGUUUUGUAUACUGUUUUGAAAACAAAUAGCCUAGUCUCUUGUCCUCUUCAACUUGGAUUAAAGGCAAAGUUCUGCAAGUGGGAGGGAGCGUCCACAGCAGCUAGCUCAGAUUUCAUGUCCACAUUCGAGGAAGAGACUCUUGCAUGAAAUACCAGCAUUUUUAUGAGUAUUUCCCAUGUGUGUUCUUUCUCUUGUAUUUUUGUCAACCCCAUCCCUGUGCGCCUCUUCUUUCCUUUUAAUAUAUAUGCCUGUGUAGGGGAAAAAACGAAAAUUUGCACUUACGUUAUACUCCUGAAACGCAGGGUGUAGUCUGUGUGUGUUUCAGAAACCAUUUCCGUUCUUUUCUCCGUCAGUCCAUUGCUUAAGUGACAAGUUCAGGUGCUUGUGGCACAGACGUGUGUAUGGUGGGGAGGAGGAGAGCAGCCUGCCCUUCUGUAGCCUGUGAAAGUCAGUUACAUGUAAGAAAAAGUGAAAAAGAUGAACAGUUGCCAAAGUCAUUUAUUCAGUCCUUAGUUUUCUUAUGUGACCCUCCGGAUCUGCGAGUUGGCAGGCAAGCCCCCUCAGGUGCUGGUCCCCCCCCCCCCCCGCCGCCACCUGCCACAGACCUUCGAUGUGUACACGCGGGGCGCGCAGUGUCCAUCAGAUCAUCAAGACGAGGUAUGUAUGAGGUAUUCUUGUCGGGUUAGCAGUGGACUGGAUACAAUUUACUUUUUACUCUGUUGUUAUUAAUACUGCUCUUUAUCUCAUUUGUGCUGUCGCAUACCCUCUGUUAAAAAAGAAAAUCACAUGGCCUCCGAUGACCAAGAUGCUAAGUGAUGAUUGAUACUAAAUGAUGAUUACAACUGGCUAAUAAGAUCCUUUUUCUAUACAAGGGUGUGUGCAUAAUUGGAAUUGAUAGGAGAAAUUCAUUUGUAACCACUUGUGAUAUUGCACAGCAAACACAGAUACCUACAGAUUGUUUUCUUUUUCUUGUGAUCUUUAUCUAUGAUAAUGACCUUUGUAGAUUGGUUAUUUCUGUACUUUGUUUAUCUGUAAUAAAUUUGUAGAUCCUGUGAAAUGUUAUUUUGCCUAAAUCACUUGAGACUUGAGUCUUUAAUAACAAAGCAUCAAUAUUCACUAAAGUCAAUCUCUUUUGAGUUUCUGUGACUUGGCUAGAAGCUCUUGACACUAAGGGAUUAGUGUUCAUUUUCCCUGGGGGGCGUUCCACUAGGGCAUUACUGUAUAAUGACUUGAUGUUGCCACAUAGACUUCAAGAUAUAUGAUAUUUUGGGGGUUUUGUUGAAUGGCCUAUGUUUUACUGCAUAGUGUGAAACGUGUAAAGCUUGGUUAACCUGUAUAUAGAUAGCUUGUUGUUGACUAGUUAUAGUAUAUUUAGGAUUGCCUGGAAUUUUAAGCUUCUUACUACUGUGUGUGCUGGUAGGAACAUAAAUUUUUGUACAUUAUAUUUACUGAGAUGUUGCCUUUUUUUAUUUUACAAAUACUUUGAAAUUCAGAUGUGUUUUUUGCUUCCGUGAGGAUUAAUUUGGAAAGGUUCUUAAUGACAUUCCACUGACUUCAGAUUUUGCUUGAGAUUGACUUCAAUAAAUUGUCCUGUAUGUUCCAAA
This is a messenger RNA of Neogale vison (American mink), 10539 nucleotides long. It is a transcript of the gene NSD3, whose product is annotated as nuclear receptor binding SET domain protein 3. Gene Ontology annotation, cellular component: chromatin; nucleus. NCBI's taxonomy places the organism in Eukaryota, Metazoa, Chordata, Mammalia, Carnivora, Mustelidae. Bases 478 to 4794 code for a protein of 1438 amino acids. The record is from RefSeq and is a predicted model, not a curated record. Gene Ontology annotation, molecular function: histone H3K36 methyltransferase activity. The transcript is spliced from 24 exons. Gene Ontology annotation, biological process: regulation of DNA-templated transcription.